UUCCCCUACACUCAUUUACUUGUGGUAUUGAUCUAUUUUGUUUUGUGUUUUGUAUUUCGAUUAAAUAUAUAAUUGAAAAUAUUUGAAACAAGUUCCUUGAAUGAAUUAAUCAUAUAAAGUCCCCUAUACUAUAUAUUUGAAUCAAAAACCUAACUUUUUUGACUAGGAUCAUUGGGUUUUCGUGUACGUUCUUAUAAUUUUAAAAUAUGGAAACCAUCUUAGAACAGCAAAGAAGCUAUCAUGAAGAGAGGGAACGUACCAUGGAUGCCAUGGUUAAAGAAAUUUUACAUAAGAAAACUGGCCAUCGUGAAACAAUAAACGGCGAUCAUCGUCUAAAAAAUCUACAUGACAGAUAUGUAGAAGCAACAAUAAGGCUCAAAGAUUUGUAUGAGGAUAAAGAUAGUCUUCGAAAAGAGGAAAUAGCUGCAUUGUCAGGACCUAAUGAGUUUCAAGAAUUCUAUUCUAGACUAAAACAAAUAAAAGAAUUUCAUCGGAAACAUCCUAAUGAGAUUUGUGUGCCAAUGUCUGUAGAAUUUGAAGAGUUGACAAAAUUAAGAGAAAAUCCAGCAGAAGAUUAUACAACACCUGUUGAGUUUACUGAUGAAGAAGGUUAUGGAAAAUAUCUAGAUCUCCAUGAAUGCUAUGAAAAAUAUAUUAACUUAAAAGGUAUUGAGAAAGUGGACUACAUAACUUACCUAAGUAUUUUUGAUCAUUUAUUUGACAUUCCAAGGGAGCGCAAGAAUAGUGAGUACAGAAAUUACAUUCGUGCUUUGCUGACAUACUUGAAGGACUUUGUUAGCAGAGUAAAGCCACUUCUUGAUCAGGCUCAAGAAAUGGCUGCUGCCCAUCAAGAUUUUGUCAAACAAUGGGAGCUUGGUACAUUUCCUGGAUGGCCAAAAGAAACUGGUGGCGCCUUGACUAAUGUGGGUGCCCAUUUAGACUUGUCAGCAUUUUCAUCAUGGGAAGAAUUGGCUUCACUUGGGCUCGAUAGAUUAAAAUCUGCUCUUAUGGCUUUGGGUCUUAAGUGUGGUGGAACUUUGGAGGAAAGAGCACAGAGAUUAUUCAGUACAAAAGGUCAAACAGCUUUGGAUAAAUCUUUGGUAGCCAAGAAAGGUGGAAAUAAAGCAAAGGCAUCAACUCAACAGAGACAUAAAGAUAUUGCUGCUAUUGAAGCUCAAGUUUACAGAUUUGCAAAUAUAGUAAGCAGUACUCGCGCAGCUACUAUCGAGAAUGUAACCCGUAGAGCAGCUCGGGCGGCUGGUGAACGCCGCGAUGAUAGCGGUGAUGAAAGCGAUGCUUCCGCCGCUGUAGACGUCGAUUCUGAUGAUGAUGAAGUACCGUAUAAUCCAAAGAACUUACCUCUGGGUUGGGAUGGCAAGCCAAUACCAUACUGGUUAUACAAACUACAUGGUCUCAAUAUUAGCUACACAUGUGAAAUCUGUGGAAACUACACAUAUAAGGGUCCGAAGGCAUUUCAGCGCCAUUUCGCGGAGUGGAGACAUGCACACGGCAUGCGCUGUCUCGGGAUACCCAACACUGCACAUUUUGCUAAUGUUACGCAAAUUGAAGAUGCACUUGCUUUAUGGGAAAAGAUAAAACAUCAGAAGGAAAAUGAGAGAUUUGUUGCAGAAAAUGAUGAGGAAUUUGAAGAUUCUCAAGGCAAUGUUGUAAAUCGUAAAACUUAUGAAGACUUAAAACGUCAAGGAUUAUUGUAAAUCAGUAUCUAUUUAUAAAUAAGAAUGAAUUGUUAGUAUUCCCAAUAUUUUAAAUAAAAUCUUGAUAAUUUAAA
Messenger RNA from Galleria mellonella (greater wax moth), 1789 nucleotides. It is a transcript of the gene noi, whose product is annotated as splicing factor 3A subunit 3. NCBI's taxonomy places the organism in Eukaryota, Metazoa, Arthropoda, Insecta, Lepidoptera, Pyralidae. The transcript has 11 exons. Gene Ontology annotation, biological process: mRNA splicing, via spliceosome. Gene Ontology annotation, cellular component: nucleus; spliceosomal complex. The record is from RefSeq and is a predicted model, not a curated record. Gene Ontology annotation, molecular function: zinc ion binding; RNA binding. Bases 207 to 1715 code for a protein of 502 amino acids.